Molecule: messenger RNA, 1174 nt
Organism: Eubalaena glacialis (North Atlantic right whale)
Lineage: Eukaryota; Metazoa; Chordata; Mammalia; Artiodactyla; Balaenidae
Product: HLA class II histocompatibility antigen, DQ alpha 2 chain-like
Exons: 5
Coding region: 91-858 (255 amino acids)
Biological process (GO): immunoglobulin production involved in immunoglobulin-mediated immune response; antigen processing and presentation of exogenous peptide antigen via MHC class II; peptide antigen assembly with MHC class II protein complex
Cellular component (GO): MHC class II protein complex; membrane
Molecular function (GO): MHC class II protein complex binding
Source: RefSeq, a predicted model, not a curated record
UUUGGGUGUCUACAGAGUUCCUUCUCAGCUCAGCCCUCGUCAUUGCUCUGCAACUCAGAACGGCAACUGCUGAGACCACCUUAAAAGAGGAUGGUCCUGAACAGAGCUCUGAUUCUGGGGGCCCUCACCCUGACCACCAUGAUGAGCCCCUGUGGAGGUGAAGACAUUGAGGCUGACCACGUUGGCACCUAUGGCACAACUAUCUACCAGUCUUAUGGUCCCUCUGGCCAGUACACCCAAGAAUUUGAUGGCGAUGAGCUAUUUUAUGUGGACCUGGAGAAGAAGGAGACUGUCUGGCGGCUGCCUGUGUUUAGCCAAUUCGCAGGUUUUGACCCACAGGGUGCCCUGAGAAACAUAGCUGUGGGGAAACAUAACUUGGAUAUCCUGAUUAAACGCUCCAACUUUACCCCUGUUACCAAUGAGGUUCCUGAGGUGACUGUGUUUUCUAAGUUCCCUGUGUCGCUGCAUCAACCCAACACCCUCAUCUGUCUUGUUGACAACAUCUAUCCUCCUGUGAUCAACAUCACAUGGUUGAGGAACGGACACUCAGUCAGAGAGGGUGUUUCUGAGAUCAGCUUCCUCCCGAAGAAUGAUCUUUCCUUCCUCAAGAUCAGUUAUCUCACCUUCCUCCCUUCUGAUGAAGAUGUUUAUGACUGCGAAGUGGAGCACUGGGGCCUGGAUGAGCCACUGCUGAAACACUGGGAGCCUGAGAUUCCAACCCCUAUGUCAGAGCUGACAGAGACUGUGGUCUGCGCCCUGGGGUUGACUGUGGGCCUCGUAGGCAUCGUGGUGGGCACUGUCUUCAUCAUCCAAGGCCUGCGCUCAGGUGGUCCCUCCAGACACCAAGGGCCCUUGUGAGUUGCACCCUAGAAGGGAAGGUGCACAGCCCGUCUACCAGAGCAGAAGAGUGGACAUGCUAGAUGACCUAGAACUUUCUUCAUAUAGCUUCUCUCCUCUUACACUCCUCCUCUCACCUCUUCUCUGGGACUUAAGAUGCUUAUCCCUUAAAGCGCACAUAUACCUCGGGAUUCUCCCCCUGACUACCUGAUGAUUUUUUUCUGUUCUCAAUAGUUACAUACCAUGGGAUCACUGGCGUAUUCCACCCAGUUACCUAAUCCCUAGUGACCCGGAUCCAGUAUCAUCAUGGAAGCAAUAAAUCCUCCUUUUAUUGGAA